UUCGUUUAUUAAUGUUGCCUACUGCUUAGUUUUACAGGGAUUAUAUUCAUUCUCUAUAAAAAAAAAACAUUUUGCUUUUAAGUUAAAAAUAAUUUGUUCUUGGAUGAUUUGUAUUUAAAAAAAAAUUAGUAUAAAUAACGAAGUUUUUUUUUCUUAACACAAACUUGGAUCACUGGUCAAAACAAGACAACAAUGUCUACAAUGCCUUGUUCUAUUAUGAUGAACUCGCUGCUGUCGUUGACGUUGUUGCUGAGUCUGCCUUCGCUGGAAGCUGCGCCACAAAGAACUCCUAUGUCAUUUCCAAAUAUUUUCAUUGCCAGAUGUCAGGAGUUCCAGGAAGUUAUCAAGCCGGAGUUGUUUGAAAACAACCCAAAAAAUUGUUCUACACUCUGGUACAAGUUUGCCAGUUCAUUCAUGUACAAAGAUCCAUGCAAUGUAAAGUCCGAAGAUUACCAGGAUUUCCUGAAUGAAGCGGAUCAUUACAUGGAUACGAAAGAUAAGACCAUGUAUUGGAGCGGUAUGACCGACUUUGUCAUUGCGUACACUGCCUACAGCAAAACCUACACCACAAUAAGGGACCAACUGGCUGUGUACAUACUGAAGAACUCAGACGUAUGGUGCGGACAGGAGGGAAAACCUGACAUGAACUUCAAGCAGUGUCCCGGUUUUGAAAACUGUCCCAAUUCUGCUGUCGGAGCAUUUUGGAAACAAAUGUCUAAACACUUUGCCAGCAAAGUUAGAGGCACGGUUCAUUUGAUGUUGAAUGCCAGUAGUCCUGCUGCUUUCCGAGAAAACAGUAUCUUUGCUACACACGAGUUGCCAAACUUGAACAGAGCCAACACUCCGCGUCUCUUCGUCCAUAUGGUCAGCAAUCUAGGUUCAACACCUGUCGAAGAAUGUGUAACUGGGUCGGUGGCAAGACUGAAAGAGUUGGUGGAAAAGAAGGGAAUGGCUUUCCAUUGUGAUCUGAAUAAUAGGAGCAUACGCCACUUCCAAUGUGUUGACGCAGCAGAUCACAAGGGGUGCCCCCAAGAGCAGGUCUGCCCUGAUAUAGCCCACGGUAAUUCGCAACAAAAACAGCAGAAGUCGUCUGGUGAGAACGGGGCCAACAGCCUAGAUGGAGUCGUCAUAACUCAUUUACUGUGUUUGUUUUUAGCGUUGUAUCGUUCUUCUUCUGUUUGAAACUGAUGGAGAAGUAUUUGAGUGAAACGAUCAAAAUAUGCAAUUUAGUUGUUUCACUUGGUUUGUAGUGGAUCAUAUUUUUCUUUUUGUCAAGAUUGAACACGUUAACUACUGUUUGCGAUUAUCUAGUUUGUAUUUUUUGGUCGUUUUAUGGUGAAUUAUGAUGCUAAUUAACAAAUUGGCGGUUAGGAAUGAAGUUUUAUUAAGAAUUUCUAUAUAUUAUGUUCAAUGAAUUGUAGAAGUUAAUAUAAUGAGACUCAGUCACUAAGUUAAUAAAUGAGUAUUUUAAUUGAGUUUUUUGGUUUUUACUGUAUAAGUUUAAAGCUUAUUUUCUUUUUUUGCAUUAAUAUUUUUAAAGGUUUCAAAUGUCUUUUGAUAAUGUUACAUGGUGAUGUAUGUAUAUUUUGAGUGUGAUUUGGUGUUUGCUUUGCACGUGUGUAUGUGUGAAUACGCGAAUGUUUGUACUACGUAUGUGUGUAUAAGUAAAUGCGUAUGCGUGUGAAUUUUUUUUAUUUGAGUGCACGUCUGCUUGUGCAUGUGUGCUUAUUCGUGUUGCUUCAAUGAAUCAUCGCGAGAACGUAUGCUCCAUUUGUUAUUACCUACUUGUACGUACGUGUGUGUGAUCGAUGAUAAUUUGAUAUUAAUUUGCUUUGCCAUGAUUUGUCUCUUAUCAGUUUAUUUUAUUAAAUAUUUGAAAAAAUCAAUUAAAAUAACAAAAAUUGUCGUUUUUUCAAUAUUUAUUGAAAAAUUAUUUUUGAAAACGCAAUUUUUUUAAAAUUUCAGCUAAUCUUUUCAGAAAAAGAAACCAAUUUUUUUGAAUGUAAGAAA
Molecule: messenger RNA, 2010 nt
Organism: Helobdella robusta
Lineage: Eukaryota; Metazoa; Annelida; Clitellata; Rhynchobdellida; Glossiphoniidae
Exons: 9
Coding region: 193-1182 (329 amino acids)
Biological process (GO): positive regulation of B cell proliferation
Cellular component (GO): plasma membrane
Molecular function (GO): NAD+ nucleosidase activity; phosphorus-oxygen lyase activity
Source: RefSeq, a predicted model, not a curated record